UUUUUACAACAAAAAAAUGUUUUCAAAUAUUUUCCUAUUAAUUGUUUUUAGUAUUAAAUUAAUAGUUGUUUAUUCAGAAACUAUUGAACAACUAAUACCUGGAAACUACAAUAACUUUAAAAAUUUAACUAUAACACCAUUACAAUAUAUUGAUGGAUUUUUUUUUGAUCAAUUCAAUUGUAUUAGCGAACCGGGCAGUAGGCUAGACAUUGCUAAGCUAUUAAUGGCUGUUAACUUUGGCCUCAAUAUGACCUGCAAUGGUGUUGUUGUGGAAAACUAUAGAAACUUAGAUUAUCUACUAGUGCUGGGCAAUGGCGAUAUCGAUACACUACUAGUUGAUCAUAAAAAUGUUAUCAGCGUUACUAUUGAUGGCGAUCAAUAUCUACGUGAAGCUGGUAUUGUCCGAUCGGGUCUCUGUGCCGGUACCCGAAUCCAGGGUUGGUCUAUAUUUUUGCCGCCAUCGCCCGGCCAGUGUGUGGACAAACCGUUGACCAGUUUGAAGCCGCUGUUUGAGCGUUGGCAGCUGUCGGGCACUUGUCGGGCUAAGUGCAGUGGACAGUCGUUUUUUGCAUUUAAAGAUGGAUUGAAACCAUAA
Molecule: messenger RNA, 595 nt
Organism: Oppia nitens
Lineage: Eukaryota; Metazoa; Arthropoda; Arachnida; Sarcoptiformes; Oppiidae
Exons: 4
Coding region: 17-595 (192 amino acids)
Source: RefSeq, a predicted model, not a curated record